Phragmites australis (common reed) is the source of this 1229-nucleotide messenger RNA. RefSeq names its product plant cysteine oxidase 1-like. Gene Ontology annotation, molecular function: oxidoreductase activity, acting on single donors with incorporation of molecular oxygen, incorporation of two atoms of oxygen. The record is from RefSeq and is a predicted model, not a curated record. The transcript is spliced from 5 exons. NCBI's taxonomy places the organism in Eukaryota, Viridiplantae, Streptophyta, Magnoliopsida, Poales, Poaceae. Bases 229 to 1011 code for a protein of 260 amino acids.
CAGCCACACACGGUGACACGGCGCACCACGUCGCCGCGCAUGCCAAGCUUUAUAUAUAUCGGAGCGGCGCGUUCGGCCCUCAAAUUCCAAAGUCCAACACCUCGCAAACGCAAGAGUGGAGAAAAUCACACCUGACCCGCACUGGAUAUCGUCUCGCCCGUCGCCGUCAGAUCGGUCGAUUCGUAAGUGCGUGCACUGGAGAUACAGCUUGGUGCUUCCUUCCUCUCGAUGGCCGUGGCGUUCCCGCCGCCGCACGUAAUGGCGCUGAGCAAGGUGCAGCGGCUGUACGACGCGUGCGACGUGGUGUUCUCGUCGCCGGCAGCGGCGCCCACCCUGGGGGAGAUCAGGUGGCUGCAGCAACUCCUCGAUGGCAUGGAGGCAGCGGACGUCGGGAUCGACGAUGGGGAGAGGACGCCGUCGUCGUCGUCGGACGACGAGCAGAGCCCAAAGAGCGGUCGGCUCCUGCCGGCUCUGGCGUUCACGCGGAUCACAUACGUGCACAUACACCAGUCCGACGAUUUCUCGAUCGGCGUGUUCUGCUUUCCGGCGGGCGCGACGCUGCCGCUGCACGACCACCCGGAGAUGGUGGUUCUGAGCAAGCUCCUGUACGGCUCGGUGCGGGUGCGGUCGUACGACUGGGUCACCGAGCUGCCGUGCUCCACCGCAAGAAAGUGUGGUUUGGCCAGGGUGGUGGCCGGCGACGAGGUGCGGCGCGCGCCGUGCGAGGCGUCGGUGCUGUUCCCGCGGAGCGGCGGCAACCUGCACGCCUUCACCGCCGUGACGCCGUGCGCGAUCCUCGACGUGCUGACGCCGCCGUACUCGGAGGAGCAGGGCCGGCCGUCGACCUACUUCAACGACGUCCCCAUCCCGUCUCUCCCAGGUUUUGCUUUCUUGGAAGAGACGGAUCUGCCCGAGGAUUUCAACGUCGCGGGGGCGCCGUAUCUUGGCCCUGACCUGACGGUAGAUAUGGAUGAUGACGACGACGACGACUACGACGAUUAUGACGAGUAGCCAGCUUACUGUUUUUUCAAAAGAGCUAGAUACAGAUAUCGGUACUAGUUGUGUGCACAAGUUCUGUACAGGAAUGUAUAUAUACCAGGAGAGUUUUCAGAGCAAAGGUGCACUAUUAGUUCAUUGGCUAUUACAGAGUUUCACAUACUAACAACCUUAUAAAUCAGCCUGAUCGAGCAUCUGAGUGUGCAAAGUAAAUAAUUUACUCAUUUUCUUCA